CAGGAAGCUAAGUCAGUAUAGUACAAGGUUCACCAGAGAAUCGUUAAUUUCAUCUCAGCCAAAAUGCACGACCUUAUCAAAAUGCCAUUUCUGGUAAGAGAUGACUGCACAGAUAAUUGGACGUGGAAUAAGCGGGACAAAUCACACGAAGUCAGACUGUAUGGUAGGCAAGGUUUCACAGCUCAUUUCCAUCCAAACUGGAGCAAUGGUACAGCAGGGGUGAGGGGCACCCGCAUCCUGAACUAUGGCAAACAUUACUGGGAAAUCAAAAUUUCACAAAGGAUAUUUGGGACGAGCAUGAUGUUUGGUAUUGGUACCCAGCGUGCUCGUCUACACGUCGAUGCUUUUGUUAAUAUGCUGGGAGAAGACGGGCAAAGCUGGGGCUUGUCUCACAAGGGACUGUUGUGGCAUAACGGAAAAUGGAGACAAUAUACGAAACCCUUCAAGGAGAAUGAAGCAACGACAGUUGGACUGCUGUUUGACUGGAAUCAAGGUACGCUGACAUAUUUCAAAGAUGGUUUGUCUUUAGGAGUGGCUUUUACGGGCUUAAAUAAGAUUGAAGACGAUCUGUAUCCAAUUGUGUGUUCAACUGCUGCCAAAACUGAAAUGAGCUUAGGGCUGAGGAAAAGGAGCUAUUUCAACCUCCAGGAUAGAUGCCGAGCAGUUAUUCUUUCAAAACUGAGGGGUGAAAACGAACUGGACAACUUGCCUUUACCAAACAGAGUAAAAUACUUUCUGAAGGACGCGAUGGUACAUUGACAGCUGAACGCUUUUGUUGUCAGACCAAAUGUCGCCAUGUCAGAACAAUUAAAGUCCAUAAUCACCGGCUGUGUGUUCCCUAAAUGUGCUGCUGAGGCGUGUGCGAGUGUUGCAAGAAAUUUUUAUUUUCACCAGAGAUGUAAAUUUUUCAACUAUUUUCAUACCAAGAGUUCGUCAAAACAAGGCAUAAUGAAUAUGUAUUUAUUAAUGCGACCCUUGCCGAAGCUGUGGUCGCUGUGGGUGAAUGUGAAUACGUGUGUUGUGUUGUUCAGCGACCAUGGUCCGAAUCGACACUCAACAAUGGCGGUCUUCGUUGGAUCGAUAAACAACUGUCAGGCUCUGUAGCAACACAAACACAGGCCUGUCCCAUCUGUUGUGUGAAUGCCCCAAACGUCGGACUUUUGCCUGGUGUGUGACGUAAACUGGGCUGUGAUUGUCGCUUCGGAUUUGCAUGUAAUAGCGUGUACACGUUGCAGAUGUUUUACAUAAACCCUUUCGGUGUAUAAAUUAAAAUAUCCAAGGUACUGACUAACUAAAAUGCUGAGAAACAGUUUAUAAAACUGGUAAAGAGGGUUAAUAAGUUGCUUAUGUCAUUGUCAGUUUUUGUCCACCUUUAGUUUGUGAGUACGUUAAAAGGUGUAUGAAGAUUUAACUAGAAAUUUGUAAAUGCCGAAAGAAACAUGUUGCUAGAAAUGGGAAGGCCGAGAUUUGUUUUAACUGUUAUAUAUUAAAUGCAAAAUUGGCGUGUUGUAAUGACACAUAUUCAAGCUUUUCUCUUGCGACAGAGGUAUUUAUGU
Messenger RNA from Liolophura sinensis, 1556 nucleotides. Its product is annotated as SPRY domain-containing SOCS box protein 3-like. Lineage: Eukaryota; Metazoa; Mollusca; Polyplacophora; Chitonida; Chitonidae. The coding region runs from base 64 to 759 and encodes 231 amino acids. Gene Ontology annotation, biological process: proteasome-mediated ubiquitin-dependent protein catabolic process; intracellular signal transduction. Gene Ontology annotation, cellular component: SCF ubiquitin ligase complex. The record is from RefSeq and is a predicted model, not a curated record. The transcript has a single exon. Gene Ontology annotation, molecular function: protein binding.